AUGCGGCUUAUGACAGUUGAAGAAAAAGGAAGUAGGAACAAGAGAAAAUUCCGAGCCGAUCCGCUUUUAGCUGACCCUAAUAAGAUCUUCCCUUCACCUCCAAAUGAAUGCACAAGUUUUGAAUUUUCAGCUGAAAAGGUGGAGAUUCCUCCAAGUCGCAGGCAUGCAAACAGUUGUGACACAAGUUGCAUGAACCACAAUAAAUCUGACGCUUUGAAACUCGAUCUGGGAUUGGCAUGUGCAGAGGAAAGUUGCAAUGGUUAUGAAGUUGGUACAGAGAGAGCGGGAAUCACAAAAUCAGCUCCACGAGUUGACAGAGUGGGCGAAUCAGAAGGUCAUGCAGGCUGCUAG
This is a messenger RNA of Fraxinus pennsylvanica, 351 nucleotides long. The record is from the annotation of a GenBank genome assembly. NCBI's taxonomy places the organism in Eukaryota, Viridiplantae, Streptophyta, Magnoliopsida, Lamiales, Oleaceae.